Molecule: messenger RNA, 2062 nt
Organism: Diatraea saccharalis (sugarcane borer)
Lineage: Eukaryota; Metazoa; Arthropoda; Insecta; Lepidoptera; Crambidae
Source: the annotation of a GenBank genome assembly
AGUCUCACGUGGCUGUCACUGCACUUUAUAAUAAUGGAAUAUUGGAAUUAUUUGUGAAAUAAUCCUAAAAAUAAUGCAUGAGCGUUACUUUUUUUAUACUAAUUUAUAUAUAAAAAAAUAUGUUUGCACAACUUAGUUAAUGGUUUCAUUUAGCUAAUUCAUUGAGAAUUGAGGAUAUGCAAUUACAAUGUUUUUUACAUCUCGAAUAUUGACUAGCCAGAGAUCUUUCAUUCGUGUUUCGUUGAGGCUUAUCAAUAACUCUUCACCUAUUACGAAGGGUAAACAUGGGAUUGAUCAAAUUGACUAUAUCAAAUCUGCUAUAUCAAAUCAAAGUGAAAUAGAAUGGUCAACUGUAAGGGAUAAUACUUUACAAAUGCCUGGUACAGUGAAUGAGAAAAAUCUUGAUGCAGUUUUAUUGAAGCUGAUGGUAAAUACAAAGAAGUUUGAUGCAGCUCUGUCUUAUGCUGAAUACUGUAAAAAAACAUAUAAUCAACUCACUUUAGGUUGUACAAAUGGAUUGCUAUUCCUAUUUUAUGAAAUGAGUAAGAUUAAUAAAUUAACAUCUGAACAGAAGACAUUUAUACUAGAAAGUUAUAAUAGUUUAUAUGAGAAAUAUAAAAUAUUAGAUACUACUACUUGUGAACGUUUGCUUCACGCUCUUUGUGCAAUAAAUGAAUGGAAGAAAGCACUAAAAGUUUUGGAAGAUAUAAACUUCAGUGGUAAACCUUCACAUUCUGCCUACAGUACAUUAAUAUCUGCACUCUUUGACAACAAUAAAAAGGGUGAAGCCAUAAAACUUAUUAAUAGAAGUGUCAGUGAUAAUAGAGCACUACAAACUAAUGCAUAUGUAGCUUGGAUUAAUUAUAUUCAGAAGAAAUAUAAGGAGAGAAAAACUAAGUUGAAAUAUUUAGAAGACAUUUGUUUGCAUAUUUUUAAUAAUUCAGUAACAAUAAAUGAAGAAACAGCAAAAAGUAUUCAAGAUGUGUAUACUUCACUAGGCUGGAAUGCUAAUGUUGCUAAAAUAAAAAAAAAUGAUGGAGAAUGUUCCUGCUGCCUUAAGAAAUUAGACUGUCUUAAAAUAACAGAAGAUGAGUUUUUAAAUUUACAAAAAAACAUAAAAGAUAAAUUAAUAGUGGGUUCAGAUUUGUUCCUUAAAACAUCGCCGCAGGAGUUGGACAGGUUUCUAAAGUUUGUUGAUGACAGUGCACCCUAUGAUAUUGUUUUAGAUGCCCUGAACAUUGCUUAUGUGGCCAGGAAAAAUUCUCUUGAGAGAGUUAAAGUAUUAAGUACAGUUGUCAAUUAUUUUGCUAACAGAAACAAAAAGAUUUUACUGUUGGGAAGAAAGCAUAUGCUCCAUUGGCCUAAGAAACUAAUGUCAGAUAUAUUGAAGAAAACAAGUCAUUUCUUCACUGAUGAUUUGUAAGUGUGAUUAAUUUAUAUGUAUAUUUUUACUUUAUUUUUUAAUAGCUUUUUUCUCGGAAUCGAAGCCUAUGUCAUCUGUGUAUGAUGUACCCUAUCAUACACAGAUGAUACAGGCUCUAAGUAAAAUAAUUAAAAAAUUGGACCAGUUGUUCCAGAGCUUAUUAAAAAACAAACCUUAGUUCUUUCUAAUAUUAGAAUUGAUUAAUUAAACAAAAACUGUUAUAAAAAAGAUUAAAGAUUGAUUGCUUAGGUGCUGAUUAUUAUUAAACAAAAUAAAAUACAACACUUAAACUCACACCCAGUUUCUGAAUUGAGUAUUUAAAGUUAAGCACAUCUCAAACUGUACUUAACAGGCUUUCAUUUGUAAUUUAGUUUUUUUAAUAAUCAGUUUAUAGCAGUUUGAUAAAAACUGGGUCUUUCAUAGUUUACUUAUUUAUGUCAAAGUCAAAAUAAUCUUUAUUCAAAUAGACUUCUUAAAAGUACUUUUGAAUCGUCCAACAUUUUUUUCCCUACCACUCCUUCAGGACGUCUUUUGGCCGAUAAGAAGAACGAGCAAGAAACUCACCAGCUCUAAUAAGAGUAAUGACAUUUACAAAAACCAUGUCAUUACCAGAUCUAUACAUUAUAAACAGAGAUAGAG